AUGGCGUUUCCUCAGCCUAACGCACAAAGAGAAUUAACAAAUAGGAAGAUAUUGGAGGAGCUUCAGCUGAAGAAACAGAUGCUCUUGAAGCAGGGUGCUGUGGCUCCACUGACUGCUACCUCCAUAUCUCUGACUCAGCCAAAUCCUGUCAGUCAGCUGCCUAUGUGCUCGAUCCCUCCAGUCUCUGCUACUGCGGGUUUCCCUCAGCUACCUGAAGCUAACAUAGUGAAUACAAGUCACAGAGCAGCAUUACAACACGCAAACGCCACAUCUUGUGGCUACUUUGUGUCUCAGGACUCUUCAUUUGGAAACCAGAUCUUACCAGUUCUACCCAGAUUUGAUAGCAAAUGA
Molecule: messenger RNA, 351 nt
Organism: Helicoverpa zea (corn earworm)
Lineage: Eukaryota; Metazoa; Arthropoda; Insecta; Lepidoptera; Noctuidae
Product: SOSS complex subunit C homolog B
Exons: 3
Coding region: 1-351 (116 amino acids)
Biological process (GO): DNA repair
Cellular component (GO): nucleus; SOSS complex; nucleoplasm
Source: RefSeq, a predicted model, not a curated record